Messenger RNA from Zingiber officinale, 1482 nucleotides. RefSeq lists its product as uncharacterized. The record is from RefSeq and is a predicted model, not a curated record. NCBI's taxonomy places the organism in Eukaryota, Viridiplantae, Streptophyta, Magnoliopsida, Zingiberales, Zingiberaceae. Bases 102 to 1307 code for a protein of 401 amino acids. The transcript has a single exon.
UCAGAUUCCUCGACCCCUGCACUGAUCCCUCAGACCUAAUUAUCUCUCCCACGGGUUCAUCCCCGGUUAUCCCAGCGGCGGAGAGAUCAACAGGCGGCGAGAUGGAUACAGGCGCAACGGCCGAGGCGAAGCGGUGGCUGGACAUCGCUGAGAGGCUCCUCGAGGUGCGGGACCUUUCGGCUAGCAAGCGGUUUGCAGAGCGGGCGAUGGAGGCGGAUCCCCUUCUCGACGGCGUCGACCAGAUCUUGGCUGUCGCCGACGUCCUCCUCGCCUCCCAGCGUCGCGUCAACAACCACGUCGACUGGUACGCCGUCCUUCAGCUCCAGCCCCCCUCAUCUUCCUCCCCCUCCCCUAACGCCGACACGACUGCCGUCAAGCGUCAGUUCCGCCGGCUCGCUCUCCUCCUCCACCCGGGCCGAAAUAGCGCACAUGGAGCUGACACCGCCUUUCGUCUUGUGUCCGAUGCCUUCGCGGUUCUCUCGGAUCCCUCGAAGAAGGCCCUUUUCGAUGCCGAGCUCCACAUAGCCAACUCCGCCGCUGAGGUAUCAGCCUCUCCUAAGCCUAAUUUCUAUUUCACCUCCACCCCUGCCUCCAAAGAUCCAUUUUGGACCGCCUGCCCCUCCUGCUGCUACGUGCAUCAGUACUCUAGGGAGUACCUGAACCAGACCCUCCGAUGUCCUAAUUGCAGCCGGGCGUUCGAAGCCAUCAAGCUCUCAGCCGCUCCUCCCGUCGUUCCAGGCACCGACAUGUACUACUGCUCGUGGGGUUUUUUCCCACUUGGAUUCCCUGGUGCCCCGAAUAUCUUUGCCAAAGAAGAUCUCAAUGCAGAUUGGAACCCGUUCCAACCAUUACAUCCUUCCAAUCAUCAACAGCAGGGUGUGGCACGAUCCUCAGACCGACAUGUCAAGCCGCAGAAUAAUGGGGGCAAUGAAAACCUGAUGGAGCCAAAGUGGUCGGGGUCGAGUACGAGAACUAAGAAGAUGGCGGUCAAAAAGGUCGGACGCCCAUCAAAGAAGCACCCUUUUGCCAGGGAGAGCAAGGGGGCGAGUAAUGUAACUGUUGACUUGCCAAAGGAUCCUGUGCCAUGGCCAGUCAGUCAGGCAAUGCCUACAAACAUUGGUGGAGUCCAAGGUAGAGAUAUAAAUAUCAAUCAAGAAGUUAAGAUUGGUUCUGUGGAUGGAGUCCCUGCAGUUGAUGAUUAUACCAUUAAUUUCCAUAUAGAUGUUAAUGCUACUGAUGAAAUUCUGGACAACCUUCAGAAUCUUCCCUUUCUAAGGGAUGACGAACUGCAUCUGCGUAUGCCUUAGGGUACUAGUUUUCAGUUCAAGGUGGCAAAAAUUACUUGUAGCAUUGUUGUAUUCUGAUUGGGUCAGCAUUGUUGUAUUGGAAGCAUGACCCCUUUUUGUUAGGGAAUAUAACCUUUGUGGAAACAGCACUGUUGUAAUUGUAAUUUGCUUGGUAGCGUUGUUUUGGUUAUCUUUA